AUGGCGACCGAGACUGCAAACCCUCCAGUCGACUUGUCUGUUUCGUGGGAGCGCUCGAGCCUCAACUCGCAAGAGAGAAAGCAUGACGUUGCAAGUGUAUUGAACUACUGGGACGACCCCGGUGACGGCUCUAAGCCGACGCCUAUUGUUAUAGGCAAAGGAAGGAUAACAAACGAGCGACCUCAUCUGCCUCACAGCGUUGUGGUAUCAGAUGUCAGCGGAGAUGAGGAGCACUACACUCUCGACAGCAACGGGUUCCAGUACUGUCGAAGGCCAAGCAAGGAAAAGGAGUUCAUCGACGACAAGAAAAUCGAAACUGAGUACUAUUCCGAGUGUGAGCAGCUUCUGAAAGACGUUACAGGAGCUAGUCGGGUCCACAUCUUCAAUCACAAGGUCAGACGGGGCCCAACUCAUUGGCAUCACCUGGGUCUGAAAAAUCUUGCGAACCGCGGGCCAGUCACGAAAACGCACGUGGAUCAGUCCUACGACGGAGCAGAGUUGCGACUGAGAUGGGAGCUUCCUGAGGAAGCAGAAACCUUGGUGCAGAAGAGAUACCAGAUCAUAAAUGUCUGGCGCCCUAUCAGGACAAUUCAAAAGGACCCCAUUGCUGUUGCCGAUGCACGGACGGUGCCUGAUGCAGACCUCGUGGCGGCGGUGAUGGUUGAGGACGACUAUCAUGGAGAACAAUGGGUUGUGCGACAUAAUCCGGCUCACCGCUGGUAUUACAAGCACCUUCUGAGACCCGACGAAGUGCUACUCAUCAAAUGCUUCGACUCGAAUGAGACGGUCGCUAGACGAGCUCUGCAUUCAGCAUUUGAGGAUCCGGUGUAUCGGGACAACGAAUCUCGUCAGAGUAUUGAAGUCCGGUGUUUGGUACUUUAUGAUACUUAG
Messenger RNA from Diaporthe citri, 891 nucleotides. RefSeq lists its product as uncharacterized. Lineage: Eukaryota; Fungi; Ascomycota; Sordariomycetes; Diaporthales; Diaporthaceae. Gene Ontology annotation, molecular function: oxidoreductase activity. The transcript has a single exon. The coding region runs from base 1 to 891 and encodes 296 amino acids. The record is from RefSeq and is a predicted model, not a curated record.